Messenger RNA from Drosophila bipectinata, 506 nucleotides. RefSeq names its product Cuticular protein 60D (gene Cpr60D). NCBI's taxonomy places the organism in Eukaryota, Metazoa, Arthropoda, Insecta, Diptera, Drosophilidae. The record is from RefSeq and is a predicted model, not a curated record.
UGGGGCAACUUUAUGGCAGUAUAAAAGACGGACGGACUGCCAGUGGGACUCAUUGAUACACAUCUAUUUGCUGCUCUACAAAAUGCUGAAAUACGCUGUAAUCUUUGCUAUGCUAGUGGUUCUGGCCAGCUGCACUGAGGAUGAUCGGGAGGCACAGCUUGUGAAGCUAGAAAACCUCCAGAACCUGGACGGAGCCGGACAGUUCAAGCACGAGGUUGAAGUUACCAACGGUAUCUCAAUCAAGGCUCAGGGCAAUGUAAAUGGCAUUCAGGGCGAAUACUUUUUGCCCGGAGAAGAUGGAAAGCUGGUUAGGGUGACGUACACAGCAGAUGCCACUGGCUUCCAUCCCCAGAUUAACUGAUCGCGUGACCUUGACUAUAUAAUAUAUUAAAGCUUAAGUACAUUUUUGUUGUAUAUAUUAUCGUUUUGUUUGUCAUAAUGCGUGCAAUGAAUGUGGACUGGAGUGUUUUUACAAUUAAACGUUUUCGGCUUUGUGAUCCACAUAA